Messenger RNA from Microcebus murinus (gray mouse lemur), 1141 nucleotides. RefSeq names its product putative aquaporin-12B. Gene Ontology annotation, molecular function: channel activity. Gene Ontology annotation, cellular component: cytoplasm; membrane. Gene Ontology annotation, biological process: transmembrane transport. The record is from RefSeq and is a predicted model, not a curated record. Lineage: Eukaryota; Metazoa; Chordata; Mammalia; Primates; Cheirogaleidae.
AUGGCUGGUCUGAACGUGUCCCUCUCCUUCCUCUUCUGCACCGUGGCCCUCUGCGAGGCAGCCAGGAGGGCGAGCAAGGCCCUGCUCCCCGCCGGCGCCUACGGCAGCUUCGCCCGGGAGGCGGCGGGCGCGGCCCAGCUGGGGGCCUGCUGCCUGGAGCUGCGGGUGCUGGCGGAGCUCGGGCCCUGGGCUGGGGGCUUCGGGCCCGACCUGCUGCUGACCCUGCUCUUCCUGCUGUUCCUGGUGCACGGGGCCACCCUGGACGGGGCCUCGGCCAACCCCGCCGUGUCCCUGCAGGAGUUCCUCACGGCCGAGGCGUCCCUGCGCAGCACCCUGCUGAAGCUGGCGGCCCAGGCGCUGGGCCUGCAGGUCGCCUGCGCCCUGACCCGCACCUGCUGGGCCUGGGAGCUGAGCGAGAUGCACCUGCUGCAGAACCUCCUGGCCCAGGACUGCCGCUCGGCCCUGCGCACGUCCGUGCCCCACGGCGCGCUGGUGGAGGCCGCCUGCGCCCUCUGCUUCCACCUGUCACUCCUCCGCCUGCGGCACAGCCCUCCCGUCUUCAGGGUGCCCGCCCUGGCCCUGCUGGUCACCGUCACAGCCUACACAGCCGGGCCCCUCACGUCCGCCUUCUUCAACCCCGCCCUGGCCACCGCGGUCACCUUCCACUGCUCGGGGCACACGGUGCUGGAGUACGCCCAGGUGUACUGGCUGGGCCCUCUGACAGGGAUGGUCCUGGCCGUGCUGCUGUCCGAGGGCCGCCUGCCCCGCCUCUUCCAGAGGAACCUGCUCUACGGCCAGAAGAACAAGUACCGCACCCCCAGAGGGAAGCCGGCCCCAGGCUCUGGGGACGCCCAGACCCCAGCGAAGGGGUGCCGCAGCCAGGAGCCUGGGCGCAGAGCAGUGGGGCCGCAGCCCCGGUGCCCCAGCUAGCGCCCGCCGGGUGUGGGCCCCAGACGGCCACGCUCUUGGCUGCACCCGCGACCUCCUGGAGCUGCAGGGGGAGCCCCGGCCUCCCUCCCCACAAACAUUUUGCCAAUAAAAUAGUCCUUAAACCUGCCUGUCCCUGGCCUGACAGAAGCUUCUAGAAGGGCAGGUAGGGGUGAGGGGAAACAGCCGGGCCGGGCCUGAGCCGCCUCCAGCU